This is a messenger RNA of Rhizoctonia solani, 2310 nucleotides long. Its product is annotated as pectinesterase. Lineage: Eukaryota; Fungi; Basidiomycota; Agaricomycetes; Cantharellales; Ceratobasidiaceae. Gene Ontology annotation, molecular function: pectinesterase activity. The coding region runs from base 1 to 2310 and encodes 769 amino acids. The record is from RefSeq and is a predicted model, not a curated record. Gene Ontology annotation, biological process: oxalate metabolic process; cell wall modification. The transcript has 27 exons.
AUGCUGUUUACUCCUCUCCUCGCACUUGCCACCUAUGCCGCCGCCGCUCCAGCCGGUACUAGCUCCAGCCUGUCUGUCGCUCCCACAUCUACAUCCACACCUGCGAGCGCCACUGCUGCCACAGGCACCUCUGCAGCAGCAGUGCCCUCGCCGACAGUUCCAUAUGCAUCGGACGACCCAAACUACUCGUACCUUGACCGCUACCAGAGCGGCACACCUGAGCCGAUCAUAGGUGCAGCCGGAGCGGACAUCCUUGGACCGCAGAACAUACCGCUGGAGAGGGAGAGUCCGGACUUCAUGGCGCCUCCUACGACCGAUAGCGGCUCUGUGGAAAACGUGAAGUGGCCGAUGGCGAUAUCGCACAACCGAGUGCAAGACGGAGGAUGGGCUCGUCAGCAGAACGAGCACGACAUGCCGCUUGCGACUGCGAUGGCAGGGGUGGAUAUGAGACUGAAGGCUGGGGCGAUUCGUGAGAUGCACUGGCAUGUUACUGCAGAGUGGGGAUAUGUCAUGGCUGGUAGCUGCAGGGUCAACGUCGUCAAUCAGCUCGGUCGCAACUAUCUUGCCGAUGUGUAUCCCGGUGACCUGUGGUACUUCCCAGAAGGCAUCCCGCACUCCAUCCAAGGACUCAACGACACUGCCGACGGAUGCGAGUUCAUGCUUGUCCUGGAUAGUGGGACUUUCAGCGAGGACUCUACGUUCUUGCUGACUGACUGGAUGGCACACGUGCCGAAGGAGGUGUUGGCGAAGAACUUCCGAGUCAACGCGUCUGCGUUCGACCACAUUCCUGGCGAGCAGCUGUGGAUCUUCCCGUCGGCUGUGCCGACCGAGAGCGUGGCAGAGGCGAACCCUGUGAGUCCGCAAGGAGAGGCGCUACUACCAUACACUUUUGCUGCGAGCAAGGCACCGGCUACGAACGUGACCGGGGGGUCUGUGAAGGUGGUGGACUCGCGGACGUUCAACGUGUCGAAGACGAUCGCGGUGGCAGAGGUGACUGUGGUGCCUGGAGGUAUCCGUGAGCUGCAUUGGCAUCCUACUCAACCUGAGUGGACGUUCUAUCUAGAGGGAACUGCACGUGUGACUGUGUUCGCAUCUUCAGGCAACGCUCGCACCUUCGACUACCAGGCUGGUGACAUCGGAUACGUACCACCGACGUUCGGUCACUACGUCGAGAACACUGGCAACACGACGAUGAAGUACCUUGAGAUCUUCAAGACUGACAUAUACGAAGACAUCAGUCUGAACCAGUGGCUCGCUCUCACGCCGCCUGAGAUGGUCAAGGCACACCUGCAACUGGAUGACGAGACGAUCUCGCAGCUGCAGAAAGUGAAGCCGAUUGUCGUGGGACCUGGAGAGUGGGCUGGCAAAGACUGCCGCAUUGUGCGGUGGCACAGGUCUUUAUGCUUGGAUGCCCGUGGGGCCGCGACCAUUGAGUCGCGAGCUGAUGUUCCUGCUGGAGCCAUUACUAUUGGUUCUGGUGGGAAGUAUUCGACUAUUUCUGCAGCAUUAAAGGACACUAGCAGUAAUAUAUAUUAUAUCUACUCCGGAACUUACAAGGAGCAAGUUUACAUAAAUAGAGCCAACGUCAAGAUCUACGGUCAGACCGCUAGUAAACUCAAUUACAAUUCUAAUACUGUGACGAUUACCAACAGCCUUUCGGCGGCUGCAGCAGGAAGCAACGAUUUGAGUGGUACUGUGAGGGUUGCCGCUGCCGGUGUUAGUCUGUACAAUCUCAAUAUCGCAAACACCUAUGGAAAAGGCGCACAGGCAAUUGCAUUGAGUGUCCAGGCCGGAACAUUUGGAGCUUAUGCUUGCAAGCUUACCGGAUAUCAAGACACUCUUUUGGCAAACAAGGGUACCCAAUUUUACGGAAGGAGCUAUAUAAAUGGCGCUACCGACUUUAUCUUUGGGACAGAGGCCUCUAUCUGGAUCACCAAGUCGACUAUUGAAACCGUUGCGUCUGGAUACAUCACCGCGUCUGGACGUAAUUCUGGCGACGCAAAUUACUAUGUAAUUGAUAAUUCGACGAUCAAGGGCACCGGAUCUUGCUACCUUGGCCGACCGUGGCGCGAGUAUGCGCGUGUUAUCUUCCAAAACUCAAAUAUUGGUAGUAAUAUUGUUGCUGCGGGGUGGAAGAACUGGAAUGAUAAUACUCCAAACACCGCCCAUGUUUAUUACGGAGAAUACAACAACUCGGGGGCUGGAGCGUGGAACUCCAAGCGCGUAUCAUUUGCAACCAAGAUGACUUCGCCGAUUGCAAUUUCAACCGUGCUUGGCUCCACGAGCUGGGUUGAUUCAGCUUACCUGUAA